This is a messenger RNA of Vigna radiata var. radiata (mung bean), 750 nucleotides long. Its product is annotated as dirigent protein 18. Bases 13 to 687 code for a protein of 224 amino acids. The transcript has a single exon. NCBI's taxonomy places the organism in Eukaryota, Viridiplantae, Streptophyta, Magnoliopsida, Fabales, Fabaceae. The record is from RefSeq and is a predicted model, not a curated record.
AGCUAUGCAACAAUGGGUAGACUAAUUCCUUCUCUUGUGGUGAUAUUGAUGUUACUUUUGUUCAUGACUGAGGUUUCUUCAGCAAGAAGAACUCUUGGCAAUAUUCCAUCCUCUAAUCAUAACCAUGGGCAUCAAAAGAUAACAUUUUUAAUGAGGGAUGUGCUGAAUGGUAGUAGCAGACAAUAUUCAGAGAAACCAACAAGUACUAAUGUGAGUGAUCAAAUACCCCAAUCCACUUCAACAAUUCCACUGAAUAAUGCAGCUUCUNAAACCCUAGAUNUGUCUGCUAUUGGCUUCUCUUUUCCCACCAGAGCAACACUUCAAGAGCUGGAGUAUGGAUCAGUAACAUCAAUAGAUGAGGAACUGGUUGAAAGUGAUGGAAAUGAACUGCAAAAUGUUGGAAAAGCAGAAGGAGUGUAUGUAGUUAGCUCUGAGGAUGGAAGUAGCCACAUGGUGGCUAUUACAGCAAGUUUCUUGAAGGGUGGGUAUGAGGAUGGACUGAGACUUUUUGGAGUGCACAAGAGUGAUGUGUUUGAGUCACAUGUUGCUGUUAUUGGAGGCACUGGGAAGUACUAUGAUGCUAAUGGCUUUGCUGCAGUUAAGGUUGUGCACAGAGUAGGAUCUAGUUCUAAAGAUGGAAAAGUGACAAGUUCAAAGUUCCUCUUGUUUGAUGUGUACCUUAGUUAAUUAUAAGCAUCUAUAAAGUACAUAAAUGUUAUGAAAAUCAAUGAAGCAUAUGUUUUCUCUUUA